Messenger RNA from Castor canadensis (American beaver), 717 nucleotides. The record is from RefSeq and is a predicted model, not a curated record. NCBI's taxonomy places the organism in Eukaryota, Metazoa, Chordata, Mammalia, Rodentia, Castoridae.
ACUGUGCCAAACAAUAGACAAAGGGGGACUGGAUUUCCAAGGUGCCUUUCUGCUGGCUCCUUAGCCUGCUCCUCCCGUGAACCCAGGGCAGCUGGGAUUUGGAGAUCUGGGGUCUGGGACUGGAGUGCAGGUGUGAGGAUGGGCCUGGCCCUACUGAGCUGGGUUCUGAUGCUGCUCUGGGUGUCUACAGCUCAAGCUGAGGUCCUGGUGCAGCCUGACUUUGAUGCUCAAAAGUUCUCAGGCCUCUGGCACAUUGUUGCCAUGGUUUCUGAUUGCAAAGUCUUCCUGAGCAAGAAGGACCACCUGCUGAUGUCCAUCAGCACCAUCAAUGCCACAGGGGAGGGCAACCUCAGCGUCCACAUGGAGUUCCCGAGAAUGACCAGUUGUGCACGCCCAGGGCAGAAGGUGGGCUCUGAGGGGCACUUCCGAGUCCCAGCCCUGGGCUACCUGGAUGUGCACAUGGCUGAGAUGGACUACAGCUCCUUUGCACUGGUCUACAUCUACAGCGAGCUGGUGGGGGCGCUCAGCACCAUGGUGCGACUACAGUCCUGCUCCUUAAGACUCUCCUCUGCCCCCAUCAGCCUGGGCCUUUGCAGGUCUAGGGGCUGGGUUUAUGGUGACCUCUGCUCUGCCCCAGGAUGGACUCAGGAUGCCAGCCCCCAGGCCCUGAAGGUCUUCCGGGACUUCUCCCCACCGUGGGGCUCCUGGAUGACAUGA